GCGGCUUUUGUCACUGUCAUCUGCAGCUUGUAGGUGUGGAAAGCUAGAGGCAAGGUCUUUUUCUACAGAAGUCUGUCUGCACAUACUCAAUCUCAGCACUGCGCGCAGUGAACCAGCACCAUGCUCCUCUUCACUCUGCUGAUACUUGUUGUCCAAACUGUAACAUGCUCAGAAGUGCACAGCCGCCAGAAACGAGACUGGAUCAUCGACUCCUACGAGAUGGAAGAGGGACACCCGGGGCCCUUUCCUUACUCGUUGGGCAAGGUGGACCUUAACAGCAAAUAUCAAGUGUUUUUCGACCUGCAUGGCGAAGGGGUGGACAAGGAACCAAAGGACGUUUUUUUCAUUGAAAAGAACAGCGGUGAAAUUUUUGUGAAAAAGGCCGUGGACUACGAGAAGCACAAAGUACUCAAGCUAACCUUUGAAGCCAAGAAGUCAUUAGACUUUACUGUUGACACUCGACUGGGAAUUGAGAUUAUAAUUCAUGACAUCAACGACAACCCCCCAGUCUUUGAAAAAUCUCUCUAUGAGAUUACAGUAGAUGAGGAUGCCUCCCAAGGUUCCCAUAUCCACACUGUGCUGGCCUAUGAUGAAGAUAAGAGUGGAACCCCCAACUCAACUUUCCACUACGCCAUCAAAUCAGUUUCCCCAGAAACUUCAAACGUUGAAUUCUUCAUCAAAGAGACUGGAGCACUGUAUUUUAAAGGCUGUUUUGAUCAUGAGGUGGCCAGCAGGUAUACGUUGCUGGUAGAAGCCAUAGACCAUGGGGAGGUUGUCCGCUUGUCCAGUUCGACCACAGUUAUUGUCAAUGUAGAGGACGGUAACAACCACCUUCCGGUCUUCACAGGUCAAACGGGCUCCGGCAAAGUGAAAGAAAGGGAGACUGGGUUCUCUCCUCUGCGUCUCCAUGUGACAGACGAAGACGUGUUUCAGAGCAAAGCCUGGAGAGCGAGAUAUAGCAUUCAAGGAGAUGAGGAAGGACACUUCAAGAUAGAGACUGAUACAAAGACCAACGAUGGAGUUCUGACUGUUGUUAAGGGUUUAGACUUUAAAAAAGGAGCAAAAAGAGAGCUGAAGAUCUUUGUUAAAAACGAGGCUGAAUUUUUCUCCUGUAAAGUGAAGAGCCGGCCAUCCACAGGCCUCUGGAAUGUUGACAUAACUAAUGAUCAAAGUGGUGGUGGGGAAAUCCGCUACAAUGCCAAAGAAGUCGUCAUUGAGGUAUUGGAUGUGAACGAUCCCCCUGAGUUUGACGUGACUGUCAAAGAGGCCUCGGUGAAGGAGGACGCACCGAUCGGAACCUGGGUGGAGAAAGUGACCGCUGUGGAUCCAGACAACACUACUUCAAGAGACUUUAUUUACAAAAUAGGGCAUGAUCCUGCUGGCUGGAUGAAGAUCGAUGCCCAGACUGGGAACAUCACUACUAAAAAGUUGGUGGACAGAGAAUCCAGCCACGUUGUCAACAACAUCUACACCUUGAUAGUGCAAGCAGUGGAUAAUGGGAAGCCACCAAUGACAGGGACAGCCACGCUGCAUAUUCACCUCAUUGACGUGAAUGAUAAUGUGCCACAACUUGAUAUGAACAAUCUGGAAAUCUGCUUGUCUGAUGGGCCGACUACCAGCAACAUCUCAGCCACUGAUCUAGAUGAGACUCCCUACGGAGGGCCUUUCACCUUUGAGCUUGUUGGGGAUGUCAGGGGAAAAUGGAAACUGGAUCCAUCUUAUGGUUUCACAGCUGGCUUGGUGAGGGAUUCCAGAGUGUAUGCUGGUGUCUACUCUCUGAAAGUAAAAGUUUCAGACAUGCAGGGACAGUACGGCGUUUACAGGCUGACCACAACUGUAUGCUCUUGCUCUGUGGCUCGCAACUGCCGCAAUCGGAGUGCUCCAACAUUUAACGCGGGAGGAGCAGUUGGCAUCGCACUGCUCUCGUUACUUUUGUUUGCAGUUGCUCUUCUGGCUGCAAUUAGCUUCUCUUGCAAAGAGAAUUUCACUGACAUGGAUACGGUUUCUCCUGUGGGAAACAUACAGGAUUCAAACAUUGAGAACCCAGGGACUGACUGCAAGGUACCAAAUAACCCUUCAACAUCAGAUGGUCAGACGAACAAAAAUUCAUUGAAGACUGAAAAGAAGUGGGACUGGACAAAGACUGAGUAUUUCAACGAUACUAAUGUGUCCUUAUUACACAACCAGUCAGAGGAUUACAGGAGGAAAUAUUACUGGAACUGGAGCAAGGUAGCAAAAAGUAUCCAUUCAACCUCAGAUGGUCAGAGAAACAAUUCAUUGAAGACUGAAGAGAAGGUGGACUGGAUGCAGAAUAAGUAUAUCAACUAUAGAAAAUGGGAAUUCUACAAGUACAGACAACAGUUGCUGGAGGAAUGGAUGCCCUCUCAGAUUCAUUUGAAAGUCCGCUCAUUCCAGGAAACUGAAGAGGAUCUACCGGAAUAUAAACCUCACAUCUACGCAGAAGAGGGAGACGCCGACAUCGUCUCAGAUCUUGAUAGCAUUACCAUUCCUGAUAAUGCUUCAUUUGAUGAACUUGAGGAUUUAGGCCUAGAGUUUCAGGAACUGGCCUCCAUUUGCAUGUCAGCGCAAAUGCAGAUCAAGAGCAAAAAUACCAAAACUAUCUAUAUGCAUCAUGGCAUUUAAUGGCAAAUGUUGUACAUUUCUUGAUUUAAUCUUACAAGAAGCAAAAAAAAAGGAAAGAAAAAAAAGUUCUUACAAAAAUGUUUAAGAGUUACAAAUUAGAAGUUAAGUGCACAGUUCAAUACACUUAAGUUAAAUACUGCCUUGAUCCAGACAAUAUUACAACUGCUGGAUUAGAAAAAACAAAAAAGCCUCCCAUUUCAUAAGCAUU
Messenger RNA from Cyprinodon variegatus (sheepshead minnow), 2851 nucleotides. RefSeq names its product cadherin-like protein 26 (gene cdh27). Gene Ontology annotation, cellular component: plasma membrane; catenin complex; adherens junction. Gene Ontology annotation, biological process: calcium-dependent cell-cell adhesion; homophilic cell-cell adhesion; cell-cell junction assembly. The coding region runs from base 121 to 2643 and encodes 840 amino acids. The record is from RefSeq and is a predicted model, not a curated record. The transcript has 16 exons. NCBI's taxonomy places the organism in Eukaryota, Metazoa, Chordata, Actinopteri, Cyprinodontiformes, Cyprinodontidae. Gene Ontology annotation, molecular function: calcium ion binding; cadherin binding.